Molecule: messenger RNA, 1254 nt
Organism: Danaus chrysippus (African queen)
Lineage: Eukaryota; Metazoa; Arthropoda; Insecta; Lepidoptera; Nymphalidae
Source: the annotation of a GenBank genome assembly
AUGCAAAAUUUCAAAAUGGAACUACGUGUUGGUAAUAAAUACCGUUUGGGUCGUAAGAUAGGCUCAGGAUCUUUCGGAGACAUUUAUUUAGGAACUGAUAUUGUGACUAAGAAGGAGGUAGCCAUUAAAUUAGAAUGCAAAAGAACAAGACAUCCACAGCUCCACAUAGAGAGUAAAUUUUAUAAACUUAUGCAAGGAGGUGUCGGUAUCCCUAAGAUAAAAUGGUGCGGCUCGGAGGGAGAUUACAAUGUGAUGGUUAUGGAGUUGCUUGGUCCAUCUCUAGAAGACCUAUUUAACUUUUGUUCCCGACGUUUUUCUCUCAAGACUGUUCUCAUCCUUGCUGAUCAACUCAUCACUCGCAUUGAGGACAUACAUUAUAGAAACUUUAUACAUAGAGAUAUUAAACCAGAUAACUUUUUAAUGGGUCUCGGUAAAAGGGGUAACAUAGUGUACAUAAUAGAUUUCGGGUUAGCAAAGAAGUACAAAGAUCCCCAUAAUAAUCAACACAUACCCUACAGAGAAAACAAGAAUUUGACUGGCACAGCUCGAUAUGCCUCAAUAAACACACACCUGGGUAUAGAACAGUCCCGUCGUGAUGAUCUGGAGUCCCUCGGCUAUGUGCUAAUGUACUUCAACAGAGGCAGCCUGCCCUGGCAGGGACUGAAGGCUGCUACCAAACGACAGAAGUACGAGAGGAUAUCUGAGAAGAAGCUCUCAACACCAUUCGAUGAAUUGUGCAAAAAUCACCCGAUCGAGUUCCAGCAGUAUUUGAAGUACUGCAGGCGACUUCGCUUCGAGGAGCGACCUGACUACGCCUACCUCAGACAGCUGUUCAGGAUGCUGUUCCACCGGCAGGGCUUCACAUACGACUUUGUUUACGACUGGAAUAUGCUCAAGUUUGGAGCACUGCCAGCCACGUGUCAGACAGGAGUAGCAGACCGCGCCAUACGAGCCGCCGCACACACCAAGAAACAAGAACCGGACACUACCACUGGCGCCGGAGCCGUGGGUCACCCGAGCACGGCAGUGGCUGCCAUAUGGGAGGGACGGCCGACACCGCGGACACGGAGACAGCCGUCCGGCGACACAGGCAGGUUCAGUGUUGAAAUAACUCUUAUAUACAAACUACUCACACUCCGUCAAUCCGUGCGUGUGUCGUGUCGUGUCGUCUCCCUCGCGGGGAGGGGAUGUCGGUUCAUCGAUAUUUUCGACACUCGUUUCUAUGACGACCUCGACUGUGUAAUAUCUAUAUGA